CAACAACAACAACAACCGCACAGUGCAGAAAACCAACCAGGACACCCAGUCCAACAUUAGUCCCCCUCAGCAGAGUGAAGCAGAAGGACACCCCAACUCCAGACCCAAGGGUCCACCCCACACACAGCCUCAGGCUCAGCCGCACCAACCGGCCCCUUCCCCGCGCAGAGAUCUCCCCAACCGACGGCUGGACCCAGAGGAGAACCGGCCGGGAAAGUCCAGUCUCUAUCAGUCAGGUCUCGGUGCAGCGACCCGGAACAGCAGCCGCCCGCCUGUCGUCUUCAACCGGCGCUCCUCCAGCCUGCUUUACCAGUUCGACAUCCUGAGGCGAGAGUCCGACUUCACACAUGAUGCCUUUUGCAUGAACGAGUGCAGGAAGGAGAAGGAGGAGAGAGAGUAUUACUGCUACAGUGAGUUUGCUGUCAAUGGGAUAGUUCACGACAUCGAUGUGUUGCGUAAAGGCAUACGCCUCAUUACACUGAUGGUGAGCAGUGAUGGCUUCUACAAGAUGAGUCGUCUCUAUGUGACCCCAGACAGCUUUUUUUUCAAAGUUCGCCUUCUGGUCCUGGACACCUACAAGUGCAGCAAGCCCUGCCCUGAUAUCAAACUCGGGACCAGAUACAUUAUAAUGGGCCAGAUCUACCACAGGAGGCGCCAUCUUCCAAGUGACCUCCUGAACCUACUGGGAGGUAAACUGAAGCCCGGAGACGGCCUCCUGCGAAGCAACAACUACGUCAAGAGGUUCAACAAACGGAGGCACCAAAAAGCCCUGGAGGCCACCCGAUCCAGGUGUAGGUGAACCAAAGAUAAGACUAUCGCCCCCUACUGCAGGGGAAGAGACAUUGCAGCUUACCUGAACUGAUCAUAACUAACCCCUCAGUAUUGUGCAAGACAGAAGACAUUUUGCAGAAGGUAUGGAUUUAUUUUCACACGGACUGCUAUGAUGUAUCCUUAUCCUGGUUCAUCUUUUUUACUCUGUAAAGUUCCUGAAGUACUGACUUGUGGGUUCUUUGGUACAAACACAAAACACAAGCAGCUUUAAUUAAAUGGAUAUUCCACGAUCAUUUUGUUACGUUUGGGACAUCAAACAAGGGUGUCCUCACUAUUAUUUAAAAAAAAACAACUCCACUCAAACUCCUCAUUCAUUCGUGACUGGUUCAUGAAGUCCCUAAAUUAAAAAUGUAUACAAUUUGCUCACUUUUAAAGGGAUAUUUGGCUCAUCUGAAGAACAAUUAGCCACAAAAUUAGUUUAUAGACAGGGUAUACUGUAUAUUAUUAUCUUGCAUCAGCAGUCACAUUGGCAUGUUACUGUUUUAUUCGUGUGCAUUUAGCAAGCCUAUAUUUGUGCUGAGAGAGAAACAUAGUUAGAUCCAGUCUCUUUAUUCCCACUAUAAUCCAAGCACACAUAUGAACAUGCCUACAGAUAAGGUAAUUGGUUUAAUGUUGUUUUUCUAGCUGGCGCAGUAGUUUUUCUAAGCAUGCUCCCAUAUUAAACAAUACCAGAAGACAAACUCUUUUACACAAUAUUUUUUUCAUACAAACAUCCUGUUUAAAAAAUUAAAUAAUGGCUAUUGGUUAGUGCAUUUUAGGAUCUGUAGAAACCCUGGAUCUCAUUUAGCAAAAAUCCAACAUUUUAAUCAUGUUGAUUCCUUUGAUUAAUCAAUGAUGCUUCUAAAUUUGUAUGAAUGCAAAAUGUUGUAUUGCACCAAAUAUUGUUUUGUAACAUUCAAUCCCAUGCAUGUUGUCACUGUGGUUGUUAUUGGUAAGUAGGAAAUGCACUAUUAUUGUAACAUGGACCAAAGGGAGGGAAUGAAGGGCCUGAAAAAGCAGCGACAAA
Molecule: messenger RNA, 1837 nt
Organism: Perca flavescens (yellow perch)
Lineage: Eukaryota; Metazoa; Chordata; Actinopteri; Perciformes; Percidae
Product: UPF0450 protein C17orf58 homolog
Exons: 4
Coding region: 362-799 (145 amino acids)
Molecular function (GO): protein binding
Source: RefSeq, a predicted model, not a curated record